Exserohilum turcica Et28A is the source of this 2109-nucleotide messenger RNA. RefSeq names its product glycosyltransferase family 8 protein. The record is from RefSeq and is a predicted model, not a curated record. Bases 1 to 2109 code for a protein of 702 amino acids. Gene Ontology annotation, cellular component: cytoplasm. The transcript is spliced from 4 exons. Gene Ontology annotation, molecular function: glycosyltransferase activity. Lineage: Eukaryota; Fungi; Ascomycota; Dothideomycetes; Pleosporales; Pleosporaceae.
AUGGCGCAGCCCUUGGAAGAUGCGUACAUCACGCUUCUGAUGAGCGACUCGUAUCUGCCCGGUGCCGCAGUCCUCGCCCACUCACUGCGCGAUGCAGGAACCACCAAGAAGCUGGCCGUCCUCGCCACGCUCGACACGCUGUCGGCCGACACGGUUGCGGAGCUCAAGGCCCUGUAUGACUAUGUCAUUCCCGUCGAGCGCAUACGCACCGCAAACCCCGCCAACCUUUAUUUGAUGGGCCGGCCCGACUUGGCCUUUACCUUCACCAAGAUUGCUCUGUGGAGACAGACGCAGUUUCGCAAGCUGGUAUACCUAGACGCUGACGUGGUAGCUCUGCGCGCUCUCGACGAGCUGUUUGACAUCGAGGCCUCCUUUGCUGCCGCGCCCGACAUUGGCUGGCCAGACGCCUUCAACUCGGGUGUCAUGGUCAUCACGCCAGACAUGGGCGAGUACUGGGCUCUGCAGACCAUGGCGGCCACAGGCGACAGCUUCGACGGCGCAGACCAGGGCCUGCUGAACCAGUACUUUGAGCACCGUCCGUGGCAGCGCCUCAAGUUUACCUACAACUGCACCCCGAACGCCGAGUACCAGUGGGAGCCCGCCUACCGCUACUACAAGCGCGACAUCGCCGCCGUCCACUUCAUUGGCAAGAACAAGCCCUGGUCGGGCCACCAUCCUGGCGGCAGUGGGGUAUAUGGUGAAUUGGUAGCGCGGUGGUGGGCAGUGCACCAGAGGCAUCUGCACAAAGCUGAGACUGGACAACAAGCUGCUGGUGAGACACAUGAUACUCAUAAUGAGCCCAUGAACUCUCCUUCUCCUGUCCCUGCUCCGGCAGAAGCAUCUGUCAUCACUACCGAGCCACCCAUGACUGCACUUCGUGAUGAGGCCCAAAAUGUUGACCAAGGUGUUGCAGAGCCCGCUUUCGAAGCCCCCCACAUGCAGUGGGACGCAACCAAGUUCGAGCCGCCGUCGCAAUCCAUCCCCGAAGCCGCCAACUUCCCGACCCAGACAUACACGUUCAGUGACAGUCCUUCGCUCUUCAAGGCGCCCCGCAACUAUCCAGAAGCGCCCAAGGACAUGUGGUACCAGGUACCGGAGACUGAACCCAAGCCUGCUGACAUGCCUAGGCCUAUCUUUCCGUGGGAGCAGGCUGCCGACCGACCCCAGCCGACGCGUGUGUUUGCCGAAGACCGUUCGCCAGAGCCCACUCCUACCGUCCAGUCACCGACUCACGCCUUUUCCACUGUACAUUACCAAGGAGAUGAUAAGACGCCCGCUGCACAAGAGACGGAGCAUGUUUCGCAUGAAAAAGCCGCAGACAACCAGUGGCAGACUUUCCAACAGAGCAAUGUCAAUGCAUGGGAUAAUGUUCCGGGAAUUGAUAGUUAUGUGCGCGCCAUAUCCGACAUGAGCGGGAAACGCGGUAAGACUCAGUCUCUCCAAAAGACCACAGGCACAGACGACAUUAGUUCGCCGCUGCUGGAGCGCAGAGAUCGCCGCGAAAGCCUCAUCCUCACCGACUUCCCCUCUGCAGUUGAGCGGCCGAGCCUUCCCGUAACCCCGGCGCCAGUCCGUCGCCCCAUGUUCUGGGGCGAGGAGAGGAACCAAGCGGGCGAACUGCCUUCUGCUACCGGUGUGCCCGACCAGACCGAAUGGGAUCCGGAGGAGAAACUGGAGGAGCUUCGACGCUCAUCGCUCAUCGAGUUCGAGCACUUGAAGAAGGAUGAGCACCCCGACCCACCACGGCGCGAGCUGCCAGAGCACUCGAUCGUAGGAGCGGCAGAUUCAGGCGACUCAUCCGAACAAGUCUUCACCAGGGACUUUGCGAGUAGCGAGUCGGCAUCAGAAGUCAAAGAGAGCUCUGCCCAGCACCACCAUUUGAGCCAGCACUUUACUUCUUCGUCUUCCAGCACUUUUGAGCAGACGUCGUCCAGUUCCACAUCCCAACAGGCCAUGUCCAGUUAUUCAUCGGGAAGCGAUGACCUUGUGGUAGGCCAGCAGGUCCAGGCUGGAGGAACGACGUUUACCGUGCCGUCUUUUGAAGAUGACGGCUCCCAAGUCAAGGCCGAUGGAGCGCGUCUGAGCCCAACGCAGACACGAGAGGAGUAA